This is a messenger RNA of Rubroshorea leprosula, 758 nucleotides long. NCBI's taxonomy places the organism in Eukaryota, Viridiplantae, Streptophyta, Magnoliopsida, Malvales, Dipterocarpaceae. The record is from the annotation of a GenBank genome assembly.
AUUACUUAUCUAUUUUUUUACCGUUCGGAUAUUCCUUCAAUCAAUGUUUUCAGAACCGGAUUGGACCGGUUGGUUCGACCAGUUCGACCGGCACCAGUUCCACUUCUCCCUCCGGCCUCCAUCAUCUCCGGCUCCAGAUCUCCACUGCCCUUGCUCUCUGAUUAGCUUGUUUCCUCCAGUCUCCAUCACCUCUAGCACUGCCAACGGCCAACAUCAUUUCUUGCCCCUUUCGGCUUUCCAGUCUCCAUCACCUCCAACACCACCAGCAUUAGUUCUUACCCCCUUCCAAUCGUGCUCUCUGAUCAGCUCUGUAGUCAGAAGAACAGUCAGUCAAGGAGCAGAGGCAUGGGGAGGAAGCUCGAUGCUGUACUCAGAUGGAAUUUCAAGACAGCCAAGUUCAAGCAGCUCGUCACCCUCGCUCUCUCUCGUCUCGUCGUUCUCAAGAGCCAACGACAGAUCCGUUGCUCCCAGGCUCGCUUCGAUGUGGUUCAGCUCCUCGAACUUGGCCAACACGAUUGUGCUCUCCUUCGUGUGGGAUUUUGAUUCUUCUGAAGUCCUGCCUCGAAUCUUGGAUUAUAUAUGCAGAUUCUGGAAAUGCCCAAAGCUGAAAAUUGCAUUUUUAUGACUAUGUGCAUUUGACCCAGUCGGUUGAUCGGUUUAAUCGAUUGAACUGAUCAAAUUGAUAACCAAUGAACAAACCGAUUCUCUUGUCGGUUCGGGUUUCAAAACAUUGCCUUCAAUAGAGGGAUGAUGCUGGG